Molecule: messenger RNA, 2484 nt
Organism: Aspergillus clavatus NRRL 1
Lineage: Eukaryota; Fungi; Ascomycota; Eurotiomycetes; Eurotiales; Aspergillaceae
Product: ABC transporter ATP-binding protein
Exons: 1
Coding region: 1-2484 (827 amino acids)
Biological process (GO): transmembrane transport
Cellular component (GO): membrane
Molecular function (GO): ABC-type transporter activity; ATP binding; ATP hydrolysis activity
Source: RefSeq, a predicted model, not a curated record
AUGACCGUUCCAGGAGCUGCCCAACUGCUCCACGCAGUGGCCACGGUCGUCACCCUGCUGUUCGUGUUUGGAUCUUUUCUGGUCAAUUAUAAUCCCAAGGCACGCCCCAGGUCUUCGGUUCUACGGAAGACCGUCUUGAGAGGGAUAUUACUCCCCUGCAUUGCGGCAUCUUACAUAGUUGAGACGAUCAUCCUUGCUCGACAAGAGGAGGGUCUUGAUCAAAGUCCAGACCAUAUCUUUGCGGCCUUUGCAUUUGCGUUAGGCUGGGCUACAGCCUGUUUACGCAGAGAUAUCAUUGUCACGGAGGUUUCUGGCCUCGCGUUGCUUUCGCUUCUCUUUGGCAUCCCGGGGUUGGUCUUAGAUGCAAUUCAUCCUGAGCAGACUGCAUCGUAUCGAUCGCUGCUGGUCGUAGAGUCUGCUAGAUUAUUUCUUGUCAGUGGGGUUCUGAUAAACUGUUCAUUACACUUCCUCUCACGGAGAAAGGGGCUCAAGACUGGGGAAGAGGAGGAGACGAGGCCUUGUCUUGAUCCCUUGGGUGAUCAAUCGAUAAGCAGUCAGGUUUCAUAUGGUGCCACACCUGUGGCAUCUCGAUCUGCUAAUGAUAUUGAAACGUCCUCUGAUGAAGAGGGUUCCGAUUCCGAUGGCGACGGUGAUGAGGACAAGCUCGAUUCUCCUACCAGCAAACUUCGCAAGAGUGGUAGUUGGAUGACCUACCUCCAGAACUUCAAGGUCUUUCUGCCAUUCCUGAUUCCAAGAAAGAACCUCAAAGUCCAAGCUUGUCUUCUCGUCUGCGUUCUGUGCCUCAUCGCUGACCGCGUCUUGAACAUUCUCGUCCCUCGCCAGCUGGGCAUCGUGGCCGACAAGCUCUUCGCAAGAGAGUUACCGUCCUCGGAUCUGCUAAUCUAUUUCUCCCUCAACAUCUUACACGGCCAGUCUGGCCUGGGGAUGAUCGAAUCCCUGGCCAAAAUCCCCAUCGAGCAAUUUUCGUACCGACAGCUGACCAACGCCGCCUUCAACCACGUUAUGGGCCUCGCAAUGGAGUUUCAUUCUGACAGAGACUCCGCUGAGGUGAUGAAGGCGAUCGAGCAGGGUGAAGCGCUCACCAAUCUCCUGGAUGUCGCCAUGCUGGAAAUCACCCCUGCUGUUCUCGAUAUGGCUGUCGCAUACAUCUUCCUGUAUAAUAAAUUCAACUCGUCCGCUGCGCUGUGCAUGCUGGUGGCCUCGUUGGGCUUCACGGCCCUGGAAGUCGUCACAUCGGAUUGGAACGUGGACAACCGCCGUCGGCAGACCAAGAGUGAGCGCGCACAGGCGCGCGUCAUGCACCAGGCCAUUCAGGGGUGGCAGACGGUGUCCAUCUUCAACAUGUUCUCGUAUGAGCGGUACCGCUUCGGACAGGCUGUUGACACGCGGCUGUCAGCAUCGAGAGAUUGGUCCCGGAGAGAUGCGUUCACCACGGGCUUGACGGAGGCGUUCUUCCCGGCUACAUUUGCUAUUCUGGCGUACCUUGUCGCGCGCGAAGUCCAGCUGGGUCGUGCCUCUCCGGGAGACUUUGUCUUCCUCUCGCAGUACUGGGACUACCUCAUCUGGCCGAUCAAGUUUCUGUCAAAGGAUUACCGCUGGCUCGUCUCCCAACUCGUUGAUGCAGAGCGCUUGCUUGAUCUGCUCCUCACAAAGCCCACCGUCACUGACAAAGAGGGUGCGUCAGAUCUCGGCUCCGUGGAAGGGCGGGUUGAGUUCGAUCAUGUCGGGUUUUCUUACAAUGGCAGGAAAGCCACGAUCCAGGAUAUCAGCCUCUCUGCAGCGCCAGGCGAAACCAUUGCUCUAGUCGGCGCCACGGGCGCCGGUAAGACGUCCAUCACCAAGCUGCUCCUCCGUUACUACGACGUCGACUCGGGAAGCAUCCGAAUCGACGGCCGCGACAUCCGCGACGUGACGCAGGGAUCUCUGCGAGAUGUCAUCGGCGUUGUCCCGCAGGACCCCCUCCUUUUCAACGCAUCGAUCAUGGAGAAUCUCCGCUACGCGAAACCCUCCGCCUCGGACGAGGAAAUCUACAACGCCUGCCGAGCCGCGGCUAUCCACGACAAGAUUCUGACGUUCGCGAAAGGCUACCACACCAAGGUUGGCGAGCAAGGCGUCAAACUGUCCGGUGGGGAGGUCCAGCGUCUAGCGAUUGCACGAGUCUUCCUGAAAGAUCCGCCGAUCCUUGUCCUUGACGAGGCGACCAGUGCCGUUGACACGGAGACCGAGUCUGAGAUCCAGGGCGCGCUGAAGCGGCUGAGCAGUAGGAGGACCACUUUUGUGAUUGCGCACCGGCUCUCGACUGUUGUGAGGGCGGACCAGAUCAUGGUCGUGCAUGAUGGUGCUAUUGUUGAGAAGGGGACCCAUCAGGAGCUCUUGGGGAAGCGCGAGAGGUACUAUAAUCUCUGGCAGAAGCAGCUUCUUGGCUCGGGGGAGGAACAGGAGGUGUCGUUGGUGGAUCUAUAG